Messenger RNA from Rhinolophus ferrumequinum (greater horseshoe bat), 2469 nucleotides. RefSeq names its product SUPT20H like 2 (gene SUPT20HL2). Gene Ontology annotation, biological process: regulation of transcription by RNA polymerase II. The record is from RefSeq and is a predicted model, not a curated record. Lineage: Eukaryota; Metazoa; Chordata; Mammalia; Chiroptera; Rhinolophidae. Gene Ontology annotation, molecular function: transcription coregulator activity. Gene Ontology annotation, cellular component: SAGA complex.
AUGCGAAAAGCUUUAGAAGGAGCUUUGGAUCGUGCGGAGUAUGUCAUUGAAAGUGCCCGACAGAGACCUCCUCCACGGAAAGACUCCUCUAGUGGGGGAAGAUCUCUCCAUGAAAAACUGUAUGACAUAUAUGUUGAAGAAUGUGGAAAAGAGCCCGAGGUUACGGAGGAAUUAAUAAGCAAUGUGAACUUGUUAGAGAAGCUUCUGAUGAGGGAGUCAUUGUCGUGUUUAGUGGUCAACCUGUACCCAGGAAAGGAGGGCUAUUCGCUGAUGCUCAAGGGAUUAGAUGGCUCUUAUUCAGAGACCAUUCGCUUGCCUUACGAAGAAGGGGAACUGCUUGAAUACUUGGAUGCAGAAGAAUUACCUCCUGUUUUGUUGGAUCUCCUGGAAAAAUGUCCGGUUAACAUGUUUCACAGUGGGUGUGUCAUAGCAGAAAUACGGGACUAUAGGCAGUCCAGUAAUACGGAAGGCCCGGGUUACCAAAGCAGGCAUAUUCUCUUACGUCCCACGAUGCAGACGUUAGCCUGCGACGUAGAGUCCAUUACCAGCGAUAACCAGAAAUGGACCCAGGAAGACAAACUGUUGCUUGAGAGCCAGCUGAUCUUAGCGACAGCUGAACCACUGUGUCUUGAGCCUUCUGUAUCGGUGGCCUGCACUGCAAACAGGCUGCUGUAUAACAAGCAAAAGAUGAACACUUACCCAAUGAGAAAGAGCUUGAAGCGGUAUUCUGCAGCCUCCCUGAGUCGGCAGCAAAAGCUGCCUCCUCAGCCAUCACCUCCUGAGCUAAGUAUUGACUUCUUGCAAAAAAGCAAAGAAAGUAAAGCAGGCCUCAGGAUUUCCGAAGCAGGAAAUUGUGUAGAUACGUGGAAACAGCGACCCUGUGACUUGGAGGUCCCUUCUGAAGUGGACGUGGAGAAAUAUGCUAAAGGGGGGAGGUCUGUCAAAUAUGAUGACACAGAACCGACAGUCUGGCCAGCCCAGGAGUCCGACGAUGCUUCUCUAUUUGGAUGUGAAGCUGGCGAUCGGUCCCAGACGACCAAGCUGACCUUCGUGCAGCCGCUCAGUGAUUCACUUUUCUAUGGACAAAGCAAGUCACGUCAAGAAGCCACAUGUGAGACACCGCUGUCUCACCCACACUCUUCCCCAGAUGACCAUUCAAAUAGUUUGAUGCCUGCAUUAAAGACUGAUGCUGGCAAGGUAGUCGGUGGGUCCGAGGAAUUGCUACAGAAGAACACUGAACGUCCAGUCCAGACGUCACUCAGCUCCAGUGGCUCAGCCAGUCUCAGCCAACUUUCUCCAGGGAAAGAAGCAGAACAGCCUCAGGCCACAUCAUCAGUACUGGGGAAGGGAGUGAAACACAUACCUCCAGCCACCAGACUUCCCUGGAGCUCCGGAAAGAGUUCCUCAGGUAACAGUUUCACUCCACAGCAGGCAAGCCCCUUUCCUAAACCUCCAUUUCCUGCUCCUGCGUCCGAGGCACCAGGUCUUGCCCAGAAAUCGUCUGUGGAAGUGAACCCAGUCAGCACACUCCCUGCAGCCACGCUGUUCCCUGCCAGCUCAUCACUAAGAGCCCUGGUCACCCAGGUCAAGGCCAACUAUGCUGGCCUCAAAGUCAUCAAAGUGGUGAGUCCUGUUGUUGGAACCCAGACUGUGGUGAGACGUUCCAACCCAGUGCAGCGCUCUACCGUUGGGGCCAGGGAUCCUUCAGGCGUGAACGCCAGCAGGCUGUCCUCAGGAGGCCAGCCACCAAAUGCACAGUCCGCUGCACCGCAGGCUCCUUCUCCAACGGGUGCACAGUAUAUUUUAAAACCCGCUUCAGAUCUCAGGCCCUUAACUCUACUCCAGGUCCCACCAGGUUCAGUCAUUUUGAACACCCAGCAGCAGGCCCGGCAGCCACAGCAGUGGCUAUGUCAGGUGAUUCCAGGGCAACAACAUCAGUGGCCCUCCACUUCUCAUUGUCAGCAGCCAGUGUCGCAGGGUUCAAGUGCACAAGAUUCAACCCGUCAAAACCCAGCCUCAUCUGCUCAGCACGCUGUUGUCGUCAACCUCAGUGAAAUGGGAAGAGGCCGAGGCCGCAUUCUGCAGGCCCGGGCCACCGUGUUGUGUCAGCUUGGCUCUGCCCAGAGAAGACCUGGGCAAAACCUUCCCCAGCAGACGGUCCUGCUCUCUGCCGUCCAGCAGCAGCAGCAGCAGCAGCUGAGCCGCAGCAGCCGCAACAGCAGCAACCGCAGCAGCCGCAGCAGCAGCAACAGCAGCCACAGCAGCAGCAACAGCAGCAACCGCAGCAGCCGCAGCAGCAGCAGCAGCAGCAUCCAAGGCCGCCCUUGGUGGUGCAGUUGCGAAUCAUUAGGCACCCAAGGGCUGUGGCAACAGCUCAGCCAGGUGGGGGCCAGCAGACAGCAAGCCAGUCUCAAGGUCCGGUCCAGGUCCAGCCCAGUCCAGCCUGUAGACCGCCGCCCCCCAGAGUGA